CAUUACUCCCAAAUUGAUUCAUACUGUCCUGGGUGUCAGCUAAUUAACGUGUGUAAAGUAUCUAUACAUCAGUAAUAAUAAUGGAAUAUUAUUACUAGAUAAGGAGAUAGACAGGCAACCUAGCAAGGGGAUUUUAAAAGGAUUCACACACAACGCAUUCGAAUUGGUAAGGCUACUGAGUACAAAUUAAUCAACAGAACCGAAGUCAUGCAUUUUACAGUCACAUGGUCUAUCAGACAUCGUGUUAGAAAAUGAGUAUACAUUUGUUUACACUUAACACAUUUGUAUUAUAUACCAUGUACAGCUAUCAAGCGUUAUCGAGCACCGAAUAUCUGUGAUAUCUUCAAGUCGGAGAGAGCAAAUUUUCGAGAAAAAACCAAACAUAUCAUUUCUACUGCUGUCUAGACCCAGUUUUUCUUGAAAUGUUUGGUACUGUUUCGGUGAGAAAAUUGCAAAUGUAACUUAAAUUUACCUCCGAAAAUUCAUUCACGAGAUUAGACGUACAAGGAUUCUGUAGAGGCAAAAUCCUCAGGAAUGACUAAUCUUAGGUAAGGUGGAUCCAAAAAAGUUUAAUUCGAGUAGUAGUCCUCUCAACAUCCCCUUGGGAAACAGUUUUUAGUGGGGCUUAGCAAGUACAUUGAUUUACUUAUUUCUGUUUGUAUCUAAAAUCAUCGAACUUCCAAGUGUCGUCAAAUCUUGAAUGCUACUUGAUCAGAUGAAUCGAACUAUGGAUAAAAGUAUCAAAGAUUGAUGAUGUGAGAUUACUCGUGUUGUUCAGCUCUAAAGUCGAGCUAAGCCGGUAUACAAUAUGGUUAGUACCUAUUAUUAGAGUUAAGUAUAUUGUAACGGAUGGGUUAUACAAGGUCAUUGUACAUCACUUAGUAGACGAUUCCUAUUACAACUAUUUAUCUGGCAAGAGAAAAAGGACGACAGAUUACAUAUGACACAGUUUAUAGCAAUCGUAAGUCAAAGAUUCUUAUAAACAGGUUGUCUAAAGUAAAUGACCUAAAGUAUUUUACAGUUUAUUAUGAUAAAUAACAAGUGAUCCCACAUCCAGAUACGCUUUUUACAGAGGAUGAUAUCAAACCAAUGUUAAUUGUCACAGAGACAAACGAAAUAAAUGAACAAAUGUCAUCGUAUGAAGUUCUGAUAAAACCCAGUAAGUUUACUCAAAUGUUUUUCCUUGGCCGUUUUGGUUGGCACAUUUUACUAACUGUGAAAUUCGAGAAACGUAUUUUCUGCUAGGUCUGAUGAUUUUGUGUUCGGUUUAUGUCAGAUUGAUUUUUGAGUAUAUUCGGAAAUUUGGAAAAUAUAGCAAGUGCAUUCAAAAAUAAACGAACAAAUUUAUAUUUAUUCUUAAGAUUUUCUUACCCAGCCGUGAUUGGAGUGUUUCAGUGAAAGACGAGACCAUAUUAAAUUUAUACAGGCUUUUUUCCCCCAAAGGAUAAUUAUGUAGUUAAUCUGAACUAUUUGUUUCUAAUUAUUUCAUCGUGCUUUCCAUGAACUACGGAUUUUACAAUAGUUGAGCGGCUUUCAAUCCUUCUCCAAGGCGCGCGUUUUGUAAAUUGAUAACGUGUCCUUAUGGAGAACCCUGUUUUUGAUGAUCCUAGUAAUGAAGCCAAAUAUUGGCGGCAAAAGGCUGAAGAGUACCGUAGCGGUAUGGAAGAAGCACGAGAGGAGCUGGAAGACUUCCAGAUUAGUUCACGAGAACUAGAACUGGAGCUUGAAACUCAGUUGGAACAAUUAGAAAAGCGCAAUUCAGAGCUAGUCGUAUUGUGCGAAAAGCUAACUGUUGAAAAAGAUGCCUACCGUCAUAAGGCGGGAAAUAGUCAAGAAUAUGUUAAUCACGAAAUAACUAGACUUCAAGAUGAAUUAGAGAAGUCGAAGUUAGAUCGAGAGAAAAUGCACAAAUAUAUCCGUGAACUGGAACAGUUAAAUGACGAUUUAGAACGUUCUAAGAGAGCGACAGUUGUUACAUUAGAAGAUUUUGAAUCCCGCCUAAACCAGGCUAUUGAGAGAAAUGCAUUUUUGGAGAACGAAUUAGACGAAAAGGAGGAUCUAAUGGUAACUGUCCAGCGACUGAAAGAUGAAACUAGAGACCUCCACCAAGAAUUGGCUAUAACUCGCCGUCAACCUGAAUUGGGCACUCCACCAGAAGUAUGUAAUGGAGGCAAUACCAUUCCUACCAAAAGUUUUAAUAAAAGGCGCCUACGUUCCUGCUCUUAUUGUACUACUGUAUAAUAUCUGUAUAUUAAUUAUUGUUGCCCAUUGAGAAUUCUUUUUCUUGUAUACUUGUACUAUUCUUAACAAUGUCGUCGAACUAAUUUCUUUACUGUUACUUUUUCGUUUCAUAGUGAAUUUACUUAUUGUCAACUGUUUUCAUCCUUUUUUCUUUGAAAAUUUCAUACACUUAAUUUCGAACUUCGCUACUAAUUAUCUCUCUUUCUCCUUCGCUGUAUAUCAAACUGAAAAUCACCUAGAUGUACAACUUGUUCUAAAACUUCUUUUUAAGAAAUCUUUCUCAGAUUCUAUUUUUAUAAACAAAAUCGCAUAAUUCACUAAGUCAGGAAACUUUUGAUAACAGGAUAAUGGAAUGAGAAAAUCGAAAAAAAUACCAAAAAAAAAUGGAUUUACAUGUGUAUGCAAUUAAUUUUUACAAUUAACUGUUUCAUGUUGAUCACGCCUCCGAUUACACCGUAUGUGCUCUUUAUCACAUGAUCUUUUUUUUUCUCUAUCUCUCGAAAAUGUUAUUAUUCACAUUAUGUACGAUUUAUGUAAAUAUUUUGCACUUGUCUUACAGUUUUUAUUCCAAUCAGAAUAUGUAUGUAUAUUUGCACAGUUUUGUUGUUUAUGUGUUAGUUUCUUUCCCUAAUAUGUUGUAUGCUUAUGUACCUGUGUGUUUGUGUACAUGGAAAAAAUGCUUUUCUUUAUCCAUGAACUCUUCUGAUUUACUCGUUUUUGUUUCAAAUAAUAUUAAUAUAAUUGUAUGUGAACAUGUUUUAUUUAAUAAUAUUGCGUUCAUCAUUAAAUAAAACCGUCAGUGCUUAGUUUCUUGUGCUUGUCACAAAAUAUUCUUCUUACUUUACUAUGUAUAUUAAUUUUCUUUUGUUUUAAUGAACAAUAAUUUGAUCCAACAAUUUGUAUUUAGACAUCAGUUUAUCAAAUUUAUCUCUGUUAAUAAUGCGUGUAAAUAACUGUGCUCAAUUGUUUGUUGUAAGAAAAAAACGAAACUGUUUUGUUAAGGCAGCAAUGUAAAUUCUCUUUGACCAUAUCACUUUUAGAAAUGUACAGAAAACAUCAGAGAGGGUGAAAUUUUUGUCUGCGUUCACUUUUUGACUGUUUAUUUUUAUGGUUUUUUUCCAGUUCACUUUAACUGUUAUUGUUUUUGAACAUGGUAAUUAAUUUACUCUCUCUCUUUUCUGUAAUAUGCAAAGAAAAUUAUACAUCAAUUUUUACAGAAAAGUUGUUUUCUUUCUUGGAAAAAAUAUUUUGGUUUGUACACAUUUGAAGUUUUCUUAACAUUUGUUUAUCAGUGAUACAUAAAUCGGUGAAGUAUAGACUGAUGAUGUAAAUUUAAUAAUCAAUGCAUGUAAUUAUGUGUAUACAUCGUUCUUUUUUGAUUAAACCAUUAAUCUGUAUUGGGUAGCUUACAUGUUUUAUUGCUGAUCAAUCGGUGAUAUUACUUACUGAACGGUUUUAUUUGAUGUGUGUGUAUAUAAAUUAAAUAUCAGCAGUCAUAUAAAUUUAACAGCAACCCUAUUAAAAAUGGACAAAACUUCCCUAGAAUAAACAGGUUGUUUUCAUGCUUGUGUGUAUACCACUGAAGGCUUUUCUUCACAGUCAUUUUGUCUUAAUAAUAAUAAGUAGUCAUUUUAAUCUAUAACAAAACGAGAAUGCAUUUUUUUUAUAUUCACUAUGUAGUGUUCUCAAUAGCUUAAUGAUAAAUUUUAACUAGGUAUCUGACACCUAUAAAUUAUUGUUCAAUUUUAAUUAAAUUCGUCUAAUACUACUUUUAUGACUUUCUACUUAUUAUUAUACUUCUGUAUAUAUUUAUAUGUAUAUUAGUAUUGUUGUUUACUUUUUGACUUGUCCUUUGUUUUAUAGUUUCGACCUGUCUAUGUUUCGGCAUCAAAACGUAUUAUUUUCAACUCAAAAUGACAGAUCGAAAGUUUUUUUCUUAAUACUUUUAAAGAGAAUUCUUCUUUUCUUCAGUUCGUUAAAUAAUUAUUGAUAAUAUUUAAUUAUUUGUGUUAAAGGAGUUAUAUGAUAAACGCUAACUUUGGGUGUAAAUGACUACUUGUGUGUUUGUUUAUCUGUCUUCCAACAUGGCCAAAUAUUAUAAUGAUCACACUAUUCCCUCCUUAUUUCUGUGGUUGUCGUUGCCAGUUAUAUUUGUAACAAUUAAUCCUGUGAAAUCACUAGGAAUGAAGAUCUUUGUCUACUUUAUAUUGUUUCUUUUUUCUAGAUGUUUUUGUUAAAUGUUUGUUUCGUGCAUGUAUUUUAAAACGGAUUGUUCAGUGUGCUUUCAUCAUCACUUACCAUAUUUUCUAUUUUUGUACAAUUUAUUAUGCUGUUUUUCACUUUGUACAGACUUCAAAUUUUGUCAAGAAUAAGUCAUUUCUUAUUAUGAAACUGGUUAUUUAAUAUGCAUUAAAUAAUUGACGGAAUCUAGUCAUGACAGGUUUCAAUGUGAAGUUUUGGUUUCUAUAUAUCAGCAAACUGAUCGACAAUAGUUGGAAUGAUCAUGACAAUAAAAAAGGUUACGAUGUUAUAUGGUGAGCUUAGUGAGGAUAAGGAUAUUAGUCAUUAUGAUUGUUUUAGUAAGUCAGAGGUUAAAAUGUAUUCUUAUAGUGAACGAGAACUUAGAUAGAGAAGACCGGUUUAUUAUUUAAUACAUAAUUACAGGGUGCUUACACAAAAUGUGAAUUCCAUAUAUUUAAUACAUAAUUUGCACAUUGUCUCUUACAAGCUUUAUUGUCCCUCCACUCCUGUUCGUAUCUUGAUUGCUUUCAGUUUCCUUCUCUCUCUUCAUUUCAAUUUUCCCAACCUUCUGCUUGCAGACAUUCCACUUCCAGCUGGUGCUACAUGCUACUUUUAUCUGCAAACAUAAGUAGCAUACGCUAUAAUCUGUGUAUCCUAGGUGAUCACGGUCAGUAUCCAUGCCAUGUAGUGAGUAAUUAGUAGCAUGGAAUUUGAAAAUGUGACGAAGUGACAAUUUCCUGUCAUCAUAUACUUAGUUGUUGUUUUUCUAGUGUUUGUUUGUAAUGAGACAAUGCUUCGUGUAAUUUAACUGCAAUGUAAUCGUCACUUGAACAUGUCCUUAUUUUCUAUUCAUUAAUAAAAUUGGAAGAUAUUAAACAGUAUAAAGUUUUCAUAGCUUGAUCACUAGCUGAUCUCAGCUAGACCACCACUGAAAACCCGUCUACGAGCUAUAAGUGUCGCUCAGUGUCGUAAAUCGUUCAAAGUUAGACACUAACACCGUUGGAUACCAACUCAAUGGUUUAGAGAUUUAACUUUUGUGUGCGAAGUCCAAGGUCUUGGGUUCGAUUAUCAGGUACGGGAUCAUGGAUGCACACUGCUCAAAAGUUCUGUAUCAGGGUGAAUCGGCAGUCCAGUACUUUCAGGUUUUCAGUGGUUAUCUAACUAAGAUCAUUGACAUAUCACGGUCAUUCGUUGGACAUAAUUCAAUGGUAUUGGUUUUAAUUCAAUUUUGUCAGUAUUAUGUCAUGUUGUUUGAUUUUCCUCGGCAUAUAUUUGUGAGGAAAUUCCUCAUUGUCUAUGCGCUUUGACGGUUCUAGCACUAUCAGGCUAAUUAAGUCAGUUAUUUCAUUUUAAUUUAUCAAAAUUUACUGUGUACAUGAGUUUAGGAUAUUUGGUUUUUAACGUUGGUUUUCAUCGCUUAUCUACCAGAUUUCAGUAAAAAAAGUGACGUUUAUCCAUUUUUCUAUAUGUACGCUAGUCUUAUUAUUUGUAUAAAUACCACGUCUGUUUAAUUGCAUAAAAUAACAUCUUAACUAAAACUACGAUUGUCAAUUGAUUUUAUUCUCAUUUUACAGAAAUCAAACAUGUCAUCGAGUUUUUAUCAAUAAACAUAAUUCCUGUUUGCGUUCAAGUGAUACAUCCAUGGCAAGAGCUGACUAUCCUCAUUUGACUACAUGUUGAAUAUUUAAUACUAUUUAUCUUAUGCUAUAGAAGUUUAUUUGAUUCUAUUUUUGUUAGAAUUCAUUAGUUGAAGUAAAAGUGAUUGAUAAAAGGUAACAAUUACGGUUAUGAAAUAAUUUCUUGUUAGAUUUAUUACUUAUUAAAUAAGUUAGAGUUGGUGCAGGGACACUUGAAAAUUUUAUUUACAAAAGUCAAAGUAAAGUGGGUAUUUACUUUUCUAUCUAUCCUGUGACCAAGAAGUGAAUUGCACGUUCGCUAUUGACUCGGUGGUAUAGUUCAACUUUAUCCUUAUUUUACUCAUGUUACAUAAACUGUCGACCAAGUAAUUCAGUAUGUACGGUUGUGGUUGUAAAUAUUUGUCACUGCGAUUCCCCUGUCGUCAAGGCAGGAGAUCCGUAAAUUUUCAUAUGUACUUAAAGAGCAAGCAUAAAUUAUUUUAGCCUGUGCGUUAUUGUUACAGGUACUAAACACAUGAUUAUAGUCUACACUUGACCGAUCAAUAAACUAAGGCCACAAGAUUAGUCUGUGCACUUUUAAACGUCUGUCUAUUCACUAACCAUUCAAUGUCAUCAGGAUUAUAACCACCUGAUCAAGUUAAAUAUUUUCUUCGCAAAUAGCAAUGAUUGUGACUUUCUGAAGAUCAACGUUUGUGUUUAGUGUGUUUACGUUUUUGUGUGUAUGAGGUUCGUGUAACUUUUCUGUAGUGAAAUAGCUGUCUUAAUUUGUGAGGUUUGGUAAUCAAUUCUUCUUCAGUGAUCGUGUGUCUUUGUAUGUGAAUGUGUGCGGAGAAUAUCUCACUUAGAGAACUCACUUAUCGGCUAGGUUAUGCAAAGACCAGUUAUUUUUGAUGAAGACAUCGACAAAAUUCGUAUUCUUCUGACCUCCUUGAGUAUAAGAAUGAUCAAAAAGUAUCUAAAAUGUUACUUCAGAAGUGGUGUACGUUAGCAUUUAGAAUGAUUAUAGGAUGUGAUGUAGUUUGAAGCUUUAAAUAUUUCUCUUAUAUCAAAAGUUUUAUAAGUCCUGGUGUAAGAGUCAGUCAGGCUUUGUCAACUUGUUUCACCUGCAGCGUAGGUGAUAUAUCCAUCACUUUAUUAAAUACCAAGUGUAAACUUCAGCAUUUCACUCUGUCUUACUUUAUGACAGUCAGACACUACGGUUACUGUUUCAACUUAUUGUCUAUACAUUUUAUGAGUUAAGUGAAUAUGGCACACUAAUCAAUUGCUUACUACAAGCCAUUGAUUCAGUAGAUUAUAAAUAGUGUUUAUUUUCAUUCAAAUGCGGAUAAUGUAAUGUUUUCAAAUAUAAAUACGUAGUUAGUUGAUCAAUGUGUGAAUUUUUGAUACUGCUUUAAAGGUGUCAGUGAAUAUCAUUUAAACCUCCUUAAAAACUGAAAAUAUUUUCAACCAAUCAAUAUAUAUGGUGUACUAAUGUUUUGUUUGAUGCACCAAUUAUUAUUUAUUUUGUAUAUGUUUUACAGAUUCCCUAAAUUAAAAUUUUCUAAGUAUCAUUACCAAGGUUGGACAUGAUAAUCUAGAAUAAAUUGAGCAUUGAGUAGAUUGAUAAUAAUAUGAAUAAUAUAUUUAUACUAAAAAUAUUCUGUUUUGUUUCCAUCACACUAUUUAAAUUUAUGUUAGUUCGUUUAUUUAUUCGUACUCUCUGAUGAAGCCGCUUACACACAGGAAAUCUAGUUUUUUACUGAUUAAGAUUUUACAAGUAUUUUAUUCUUAUUAUACAGUUUCUUGUGAUCAAGUAAAUUUUGUACUCAUAUUUCAUAGUAAAGCUUCAGUUAUAUUAGUAAAAUCCUAUCUGAUCCAUCUCCAACCUUCUUUUGGAAUCUAAACAAAUAAGUAGUCAUAAUUAUAAGAUUUCAGUAACCAUAACUAACAUAAUAAAGUCCCCAUCAGGAUUAUAGAGACAUAUCUUAACAAUGAUUAAUAUUAAAACCCAAUUUAAGCGUAUCCUUGUACAAUAUUUACAAGUAUGGAUUGGUAUAUUGGAUUAACCCAUGAUUUGAAAUGUUUUCACACUGCAUAUUUGUUUAGUAAUAAUAAUAAUAAUAUUAUUAUUACCAUUUAGUCUCUAUUAUUCUAUUUGUUGUUGUAAAACGUUUAUUGUACUUCUGACGUCGUUUAAUAAAUGUGCUGUCAUCUUAAUUACAUAGAUAAUUUAUCUAACCUAUGCUUUUAAAAGAAUGAUUAGUGAUUGUAUGUGUGUAUGUAUGUGAACAAGUAUUUGUAUAAUAUAAUAUGUAUUUGCCUGUUAUUAUUAUUAUUAUUUAUUAUUAUUAUUAUUAGAAGCUUUAUUCAACACUAUAUUUUUGGUACGAUAUAGAAUUCUCAGCAUAAAGUAUUUCAACAAGUUUCCUUUUCUUAUAUCUUGAUCGAUUGUGCCGAUAAAUUUUGAAUGAUGACCAGUUAGAUGUUAGGAGUUCGAUAAUCCACAUUUGAUUAAUGUUCAUUCGUUUCAAUGCAUAUUGCCAGCCACCAUGAUGUCGCUGAUUGUACCUUUUUGUAACCCGUACAGCGAAAGGUUGUAAACUUCAUAAACGCGCCUGAAUAGUUUGUGAGCACAAUAGACAUAAUGAUGUGCUAAAACAAACAAGAAAACAAAUAACUUGAUGAAAUAUCUAGAUCGGAGGAACAGGUAGCCUAAAUAUUCAAGCAGGCCGCCACUGUUUAUUCCAUUAUUCAUAUUAAUUUUUUUAUUUUUACAAUUUACCCUUGAUUUCAUGCCCAUUUGACUAAUUGAGAGAAUUUAUCUCUUAAGAAAUUUAGAAAGAUUAUGUUGAAAUUAAAUAGUGUUUCAAUCACUGAGUUCAAAUAAUUGUAAUCUCAAAGUCAUCUUAUUACAUAUUUAUAAUAUAUACAAUUUCUAUGUCAAACUAAAUAGAAAAAAAAUUACAUAUUUUCUUUUAUAAUGAUAAUUAUUGAUAAAUAAAUAAAUAAAUUUACAUUUGUAGUAUGCAUGUAUGUGUGUGUAGGUGCUCAAUUGAUUGCAUUAUAGUUCACUGAUAUUUGUUAACAACAUAUUAAAUAGUUUUAAUUGUAAUAGAGUAAUUCAAUUUAUUAAUUGGUUUGCUCUCAUUAUUAUUGUUAACAUUUUUUGUUAUAAUAACUAUGAUUUUGUUUCUGAUAAUUAAACAUUGAGUGAGGUUAGUAUUUAGUUCCAAUGAUGUAAAUGACUGACUCUUCUUUACUGAUUCUAGAGUAGGUGGGUGGUGACUCAUUAGUUAAAGCGUUCAACCUUCAAAUACUAAGUCUUUGGUUCGAACCUUGUUUCACCUAUUUCAGUUUUAACAAUCGGGUAGUGUUACUACUCUUCACACUUAAAUCGUAGAUGAAGACCAAGUAAAGGAAUUUGUAUUCCGCAAGAUUUAGUAAGAAACUAUUGCUUAAAAUAUUAGAGUCUAUACUAUCUGUCUUAGUGAUCGAAAGCAUGGUGUACAGCUUAAUUCAUAAACGUAUUUCACCGAUUUGUCUAUUAUAGAAAUACAUGUUAAUUUCACUUACCUUCUUAGUGUACCUAAAUUUUGAUAUUUACUCCUAAUAUCGUAUACAACAUAUAUUCAGUUACUACUGUCAUUACACUCUUUCAUGCUUUAGCUUUUUUGUUGAGAGUAAAUCUAGAAAUGAUCUGAUUGUGAAUGGAAACUGAUUUGGAGAUGAAUAAAACAAUAAAAGAAACAUUUUGUUGUUGUACUUCAUAGUAUUCAAUAAGUGUUACACAUGAAUUCACAUGUUGUUUUCUAUGUCGUAAGUGCAUUUCAUAUUACUAUAUGGUUCCACAACAUAAUUAUUGGGGA
Messenger RNA from Schistosoma haematobium, 9964 nucleotides. RefSeq names its product NADH:ubiquinone oxidoreductase, variant 2. The coding region runs from base 1582 to 2241 and encodes 219 amino acids. Gene Ontology annotation, molecular function: microtubule binding. Gene Ontology annotation, cellular component: kinesin complex; centrosome; kinetochore. Gene Ontology annotation, biological process: mitotic centrosome separation; vesicle transport along microtubule; centrosome localization. The transcript has 8 exons. The record is from RefSeq and is a predicted model, not a curated record. NCBI's taxonomy places the organism in Eukaryota, Metazoa, Platyhelminthes, Trematoda, Strigeidida, Schistosomatidae.